UGCAGAAAUCUCACGUGUCGUGCCCAAGUCCCAGCCUCCCUCUCAACACAGAGGGAGAGAAACAGAGAGUGAGAGGAAGAACACCCAAAGAGGAGGAACAAACCAAACAAAAGGGCUUGGUUCUUUGGGUGACGCUUCUCAGAGGAAACGAUAUCGUCGUUGGGAAAGUGAUUCUUCCACUGCUUUGCUCCCAAAAAUCCAUCUUUUCAAAAGGAACCGGAGCUUAGACACUAAUGUGUAAGGUGGACACCAUCCAUGAGGGAUCUGCCCCUGUUUCCAAGGAAGUUUCCCAAACGAUUCCUCCGUGGCCUGGUCCUGUGACAAACAAUUUUCAUAAGCGGUUAUCAAUUGAUGGAUCACCACAAAGGGGGUACAGCUGUGUUUCUACAGCAACAAAAGAUUCAUGGGAGCGCCUCUUUGAUGAAGGUUAUAGAGCAGAUGUUUCUGUUAAUACUGAUGAUGGUGGCAUUAUCUAUGCCCAUGCUAACAUUCUUGGCAUGGCUUCCCCUGCAAUGAAAGGCUUGUUGAAGCAAUCAAGCCGGUUUCGUCGUCAACGAUCAAUCUCAAUUCUUGGAGUUCCACAUGACGCAGUCCGAGUUUUUAUUCGAUUCUUGUAUUCUUCCUGUUAUGAAAAAAGGGAAAUGGAGGAGUUUGUCCUGCACUUGUUAGUGCUUUCUCAUGUCUACUUGGUUCCUCAGUUGAAGCAAGAGUGUGAGAAGAAGCUGGAGCAUGGCUUGCUUACCACAGAGAAUGUAGUUGACAUAUUUCAACUGGCAUUACUGUGUGAUGCCCCUCGACUUAGCCUCAUUUGUCACCGUAUGAUCCUGAAGAACUUUAAAACUGUUUGUACAACUACAGGAUGGAAAGUGAUGAAGAAGAGUCACCCUGCAUUAGAAAAGGAGCUCGUGGAGUCCAUGAUUGAAGAAGAUAAUAGGCAAAAGGAGAGGAUAAAAAAAUUAAAUGAGAGGAAAAUAUAUUUGCUAUUAUAUGAGGCAAUGGAGGCUCUUGUUCAUAUAUACAAAGAUGGUUGUCAAACAAUUGGACCAUCUGAUAAGGACUUUAAAGAGAACCAGGCUCCUUGUAAGUAUGUAGCCUGUAAAGGACUGGAAUUGCUGGUUCGUCAUUUUGCUGGUUGUAAGUUGAGAGUCCCUGGUGGUUGCAUUCAUUGCAAGAGGAUGUGGCAGCUGCUGGAGUUACACUCCCGCCUUUGUGCUAAUUCCCAUACCUGCAGGGUUCCUUUGUGCAGGAAUUUUAAGGAGAGAAUUAAGAAACAGAGUAAGAAAGAUGAGAUUAGGUGGAAAAUGUUAGUGAAGAAGAUUUUGAGAACAAAGAGAAUCGCGGGAGCACCGUUCAUUUCAUCAGCAAAGGCCAGCUCUUUGUGGCAAUGAAGUCUUUGUUCCAGCGGAACCUGAUUUAGUUGUACAUUUGCUGUGAUUAAACCAGUGUUCCUUUGUAUCUCAAUCUGUAAUUUAUAAAAAGCAGAGAAUCACUUCCUGUCUGCUCAAGAAAUUCCGGAAUCCCGGUUAACUCACAAAUAUAAAGACUUCAAUAUA
Molecule: messenger RNA, 1553 nt
Organism: Prunus mume (Japanese apricot)
Lineage: Eukaryota; Viridiplantae; Streptophyta; Magnoliopsida; Rosales; Rosaceae
Gene: BT4
Product: BTB and TAZ domain protein 4
Molecular function (GO): protein binding
Source: RefSeq, a predicted model, not a curated record